Molecule: messenger RNA, 3337 nt
Organism: Balaenoptera musculus (blue whale)
Lineage: Eukaryota; Metazoa; Chordata; Mammalia; Artiodactyla; Balaenopteridae
Gene: CAGE1
Product: cancer antigen 1
Exons: 11
Coding region: 753-3173 (806 amino acids)
Source: RefSeq, a predicted model, not a curated record
GGCGCGUCAGCUAGGCUGGGGCUGCUGGACGUGGGGUCUCACAGCAUGUAACCUCCCAACUCUGCGAAUGGAAACGUCGAGAGGGUCAGAGGGCGCGGGAGCCGGGCGGGCGCCGUUGCGGCCGCGAGGGGCGGGCGCGGCCGGGCGGACGUCACACUGGGACGUUCCAGCGCUGCCGCAUCCCCGCUGCGAGGCGUGAAAAGCCGUGCGUGGGCAAGGUUGAAAGCGUUCUUCCCUCUCCCUCGUUACCCAGUGCGGAGGGAGGCAGCCCGAAAUCCUUAAUGUGGAGCCGAGCAGCGAUGGAGCCUGGAAGUGAGCACACGUGUGCGACCUGAAAAGUUUGUUGCGUUGUUGUGAGGUGAAAAUAAGACAGUUGCCUUUCAGAAGUCUGAAAUUUGACAUACGACUGAAAAUUUAAGGAAAAAAAAACACUUGAGAAUUUUUGCCAGUAGCCCCAGUGACACCUCUUUUAACACCCAUCCUAGAACAGCUUAGGAGUGUCUCUGGAAUAUCUAUCCAAACAUUUGAACAAGUUUUUUUUGGUUGUUGUUUUCAAGUCUAGCAUAAGUCGGGUAAGGACAGAAUGAAAGAUGAAAAAAGGCAGCCUAACUUUAAAAAAAAGGAAAUUGGUAGAUUAUGCCAUAUGAACAAAGUUGUAAAAGUGUUAUAAUUGGGAGUUCUAGGUUUGCAAACAAAACAUUUUGGAGGAAUAAGGCGCUGGCGGUUUUUUGUAUUUGGAAAACAAAAGAAGGAUGUUUCAGACCCCCUUCACCACAGCCCAGGCAGCAUUUCCGUAUUUGGAAGACAGAGGAAAAGAUGUCAACGUUGGAAAUUACUCACAGAAUGUACCAACUCAGCCAGUUGACACCAGCAUUUCUUCCUUCAGACAAUUUGAACCCCUUUGCAAAUUUCAUCAGACAGAAGCAUUUAAUAAUGAAAUGAUAACAUUUCAAAAUCUGACAGAAGGCUUAUCUUAUACAGAGGAGCCAGAAUUGCAACGUCAUGUAUAUAAUUAUGCAGAAGACACCAAUAUACAGGAAGAUUCAUUUAAGGAAGAAAAUCCAAAGGGAACUAGCACUUCCACAAAUAAAGAUCAACUUGUUCUUGAGUGUGUCAGACAACCUCCUAGAAGCCCACCUCUAAUCCACUGCAGUGGAGAGAUGCUGAAAUUCAUGGAAAUGUCACUGGCUAAUAGUACUGCCAUGGAAUCUGCCCUCAACCCUAGUCAACCUCAAGGCUUCUUGUGUGAGGAAAAUUUACACAGUGAUGUUGAACAGCCACUUUAUAAGGAGAAUAGCUUUAACCUGCUUGAUCUGAGAGCUAAUUAUAAAACAGAGGAGAUUGCAGGUUCUUCAAAAGGAAUACAGAAUCCUACGGAUAUUCCUGAGAUGUCAGUCAGGCACCAAAAGGAAGUUGCAGUGGAGGGGAGGGAGAGUCCAGAGAUUGUCUCAACUUGGUCUCCGACAGGCAUUUCUUGGAGUGGUGGAGCAGCUCGGGAGAACUGCAUGACACCCGACACAGAGCAGAGCUUGGAAAGCUCACAACCUCUGGAAGAGGACAUGGCUUUAAACGAAGUCCUACGAAAAUUAAAACGUACUAACAAAGAACAGCAAACUCUGAUCCAAGACCUACAGCAUAGUAACAUGUAUUUAGAGAAGAAGGUUGAAGAACUGCAGAUGAAGACAACUAAACAGCACGUGUUCGUGGACAUCAUCAAUAAGCUAAAGGAGAAUGUUGAAGAAUUAAUUGAAGACAAAUACAGAGUAAUGCUAGAGAAGAAUGAUACAGAGAAGACAUUGCAGGAUUUGCAUGAGAUUUUAGUUAACACCCAAAAACAUCUUCAGGAAUCCAGGAAUGAAAAGGAAACCUUACAGCUAGAGUUUAAGAAGAUCAAGGGCAAUUAUGUUAGUCUACAGGAAAGGUACAUGACUGAAAUGCAACAAAAAAAUAAAGCUGCAAAUCAGUGCAUGGAGAUGGACAGAGCCUUAAGCAAGAAAGAAGAAGAGGUAGAGAGGCUGCAGCAACUCAAAGGAGAACUGGAAAAGGCCACCACUUCUGCUCUGGACUUGUUGAAAAAGGAAAAAGAGACCCGAGAACAAGAGUUCCUGUCUUUACAGGAGGAAUUUCAGAAACGUGAAAAGGAAAACCUGGGUGAAAGACAGAAACUGAAAUCUAGACUUGAGAAAUUGGUCGCUCAAGUUCAAAAUUUGCAGUUCAUAUCCGACAAUGAAAAGGCUAAGAAUACAGAACUCCAGCAGCAGAUCAACAAAGUAAAAAAUGAAAACUCAAAACUUCAGCAGCAGGUUGGAAGGAGUGAGGAGCAAAAUUAUGUCCCUAAAUGUGAGAUAGCUCAACUCAAGGAGAACUUAGAGGAAGGAAUAGAGUCAGAUAUGGCAAAGGAUGCAAAGAUGAUACAUUCUAAUUUGUUCCUGAAUCACUCACCUUGUGAAGGAGAGAGCCUGAAUCCCCCAGACAUGAAAAGAACUUCGCAGCUGACCUCCAAAAUUUGCAAUCUUCUGGCUCUGAUGGUACGACUUCUCAUGUGCCAGGACAUCACCAAUCCCGAUGCCGAACAUUUCAAAGAGAAUGAGAAAGUUAGUGAUAUCAUGCUACAAAAAUUGAAGAGUUUUCAUCUUAAAAAGAAAAAGUUAGAUAAAGAGCUACUGAAACAUAAAGACAGAAUCACAGCUUUCAGAGAGUUAAUUGCUAAUGAAAAAUCAUUUCAAGAUCAGGAUACUGAGGUUACAGACUUUGAUUCAAAUGAAGCCAAGAAUGUCGGAGACGUACCUGUCUUACUGGGAGCCAAACUGGAUCAGUACCACAACCUAAACGAAGAGCUUGAUUUCUUGAUUGCAAAAUUGGGAAAUCUUCUAGAGUUAAAAGAAGACCACUGCAACAGACUCAUUGAAGAAAAUGACAAGUAUCAAAGACAUUUAGGCAACUUAAUAAAUAAGGUUACAUCAUACGAAGAAAUUAUCGAAUGUGCUGACCGAAGGCUCAUGAUAUCGAACUCCCAGAUUGCACAUUUAGAAGAGAGAAAUAAACAUUUGGAAGAUUUAAUUAGAAGGCCCAGAGAGAGAGCCAGAAAACCAAGACUGAGAAGUCAUCCGAAGUCCAUGACCGUGGUAGGUCAUACUGAUGAUAAUUAUAAAGAAUGCUAUAUUCCCAUGUAAUUGUCAAAUUACACAAAAUUAAAUAUGAGUUCCUGAAGUUAUGUUUCAGUAAUGUUCAGCUUAGCUUUCCCCUCUGCCCUCAGAUGAGGGCCUCUUUUGCCUCUGAUUGUAGUUGGUUCUGUAACUGGAAGCCUUAAUUUCAUCCCCACGGCUACUGCUUCAUG